AUGGAGAAAGAGAAGUUCCAGCAGAAGGCUCUGAAGCAAACUAAGCAGAAGAAAUCCAAGUCGGCUGAAUUUCUGAUGGUAAAAGAAGAGAGAGCAGCAACAGAAGGCAUUGAAAAUCCAGCUUUUAACAUCAGCAGCACAGAUCUUUCAGCAUAUCAGCCUUCAGAAGAGAAAGUUAUUAGACAUGACAAGCCAGAUAGCACCCUUGCAGCUCACCAACAAAAACUCGGGCUGCAAACCCAUGCUGAACCAAGAGGAAAUGAAUACAGCAGAAAUUACUUUGACCCGUUGAUGGGUGAGGAAAUAAACCCAAGGCAGUGUGGGAUGGAGGUCAGUGAGGAAGAUCCUGUGAAAUUUGAUGAGCAAAUCCUGUACUCUAAACUGAUGAAGCUUCUAGAUGAAGAAAACAAGAUGCUGGACUUCCAAGGCCGUGUCGUCAGUGAAGAUUUUCCGGACGCUGUAAUGCCUGUCAGCUCCAGUAAGGCAUGUGACCUUCACAGGGAGCUUGAAGAUGAAGAGAUUCCUUCAUAUAUCGAACAGUUUGAGAGAGAUGUUCAGGAUGACAUAAUUCUGCUUGGCAGCUUUUCACUGGAACAGGUUCUACCACAUAGAAAAGCUGUGAAACCAGGCAUGGUACUCCUCUUUGAACUCUUCCUUCUUCGUGGCACCUAUACCUGGAUUGAUCGAGAAGUGGGAUGGGGAGUUUUUCCCUUAUGUGAUAACAAUUUUAAUACUCUGGAGGGAAAAUUUAAAUGUCCCUUCCUCAGAGGCCAUUAUGACUCCAAAAUUGACCGAUUCAAAAAAAUUGAAAACUUUAUUUCUCAGGACUUGGAUCAUUGGUUAUGCAAUCUCUACUUUCAGAUAAUUAAACUACCACAGGAUUCAGAUAAGCAAAAUAAGUGUGGCAUGCAUGUUCAUCUGCCUCCCGAACUUCUCACGUGUUCAAGCACUGCUGAAAAGAAUGGUGUCUCAGGAAAGGUUGUACAGUCUGGACCACAAGGGCAACCUCUGACCUCCCCGAAAGAUCCUGACACCCAUAAGGGAAGUAUUCCCACUGUUGUAAAGGAAGUGGAAAAACAGUUUAAUGCCGUGAAAGGAGGAGAAGCGUGUGUGUCAGAAGAAGCUGUGAGGAAAAGAGAAGAGCUUAAAAUGCUUCCAGCAGAGGAUUGCCAAGAUUGCCAUGGCAAUGCAGACAAGCACUGUGGCUCUUUUUGGCUGAAGGAAAUCCAAGGAGGACAUCACAAGGUCAGCUGGAAUAACCCACCUGACCAAUGUUAUGAAGAAAAAUCAGGUCUCGAGAACAAUGCAAGCCAAGAAGCAGGGAAAACAUCUGCAGAGAGUAAUUUUUAUUUGGAAGACUUGGAGAAAUAUACCUUUUCUGUGUGCUGCCAUUCUGCUGCUGAAGUCAAACUGCCCAGGCAGGUUGUCGAGCGUUUCCAUUUCGUGGUGUACGCAGCCUUUUCAGAGCUGGGACCCACACGCUGGUGCUCCAGGGACUUCUGGCUGCUCACACUGCUGGUAGUUUUGCUUUGGUUCCUGAGGCUUUACUUGCAUUAUCUGAGCCAGUGGCUCUUCCUUUGGACCAUCUCAGUUCCUGUUGCAAAAUUCCAGCUCCUUCCUCACACUGUGGAACUGUGCUACCAGAACUCCUUGCUGCACACCAGUGAAGAAUUGGCCAUGGUUGUGGUGGGACCCCUAACCUUGAACGCAGGGCUGCUUCUCAUGGUCCUGAUCAGAUGGGGCUGUCAGCAGCUGUUUGACUCAUUCCCUUCCUUCUUGUCAAAGUUUAUCAUAGCUAUGGGAUUAUGGACAGUGCUAGACCCCUUGGCAGUUUUUGUAGUGGAUUCGUUCCUGGGGCGAUUUGGGAACAGUGUAGAGAAACCCAUUGCUGAUGCUGCAAAACUCUCCUGGGUGUUUCUACGAGCAGGGGAGUCAGGAGUUCCUGGUGCAUUAAUCACAGUGAUGCUUUAUACCAUCCUGUUCAUGAUCUCAUCAACAGUGUUGUACCUGUAUUUUUUAAGGCUACAUAGCGAAGGUUGGCUGUUGGAUGUAUUUCAGCGUAUUCAUGGUGAGGAAGACACAUUCUUUGUUCCACUGGACUUGGAGAUUUCCAGUCAGGAGCUGAGCUACAUUAUGAAGAGGGCUGAGCAGUGGAGAGGAAUCAAUGGUGAAAGACGGAUGGACCAGCCUGGUGUCUCCAGCUGUGACCUCCAGCGCCAGGAUGACAUCCCCGACGCUGCAGCCAGCUGGGAAGGCAGCACCACUGCUCACAUCUGUGUCUACACGGUUCACCUCAGCGGCUUCCAGGAGCUCUACAGGCACUUCCUCAGGCUGCCUGAUGGGGCUAUCAUUGAGGCAUUUGGUGAUGUUAGUGAGGAAAGUCUUCUGUGUAAAGUGAGCACAGACCAGGAGCAUAUAAGGGAAAAGAACAGUGUGUUGCCUACAUCUACACGUAUCAAGCUGAGAGAGAGGAAAAAGAGUACAGCAAGGUGGAAAGGAAAUCGCAUUGUCUCUGAGAGCUAG
Pseudopodoces humilis (Tibetan ground-tit) is the source of this 2523-nucleotide messenger RNA. The record is from RefSeq and is a predicted model, not a curated record. NCBI's taxonomy places the organism in Eukaryota, Metazoa, Chordata, Aves, Passeriformes, Paridae.